This is a messenger RNA of Quercus lobata, 4853 nucleotides long. RefSeq names its product disease resistance protein RPP2B-like. The transcript is spliced from 4 exons. Gene Ontology annotation, biological process: defense response. The record is from RefSeq and is a predicted model, not a curated record. Lineage: Eukaryota; Viridiplantae; Streptophyta; Magnoliopsida; Fagales; Fagaceae. Bases 1108 to 2307 code for a protein of 399 amino acids. Gene Ontology annotation, molecular function: protein binding.
UGAAGUUCGAGAAUAAUAAGGACAAGGUGCAGAGGUGGAAGGAUGCUCUAAGCAAAGCCGCUAAAGUAUCUGGAUGGCAUUACAUGAAAGGUUGCUCUACAUAUAAAUCUGAAUCUCACUUCAUUCAAAACAUGUUGAAGAGAUAUCAAGUGCUAAAUUAAAUUGGAUGCCGCUAUAUGUUGCUAAAUACCCAGUUGGAAUAAAUUCUCGUGUAGAGGACAUAGAGUCACUUUUAGAUAUUGGGUUAGAUGAAUUUUGCAUGGUAGGGAUUCAUGGCCUUCCCGGAGUAGGAAAGACUACAAUCGCAAAAGCUGUUUAUAAUAAAAUUGCUAAACAUUUUGAUGUAAGCAGCUUUUUAGUGAAUGUUAGAGAAAAUUUGGGGAUAGAUGCUGGCAUAAUCACACUACAAGAGCAACUUCUUAAUGACAUCUUAGUGGAUGAAAAUUGGAGAGUGGGCAACAUAUUUAGAGGAAUCAGCUUAAUAGAGAAGAGACUUCGUUGUAAAAAGGUUUUUUUAAUUCUUGAUGAUGUCGAUGAUUUGACAAGAAUAGAGAAUUUGCUUGGAAAAUGUAAUUGUUUGCUCCUAGAAGCAGAGUCAUUAUAACAUUAAGAGAUAGAUGCUUGUUAGCUGCCCUUAAAGAAAAACUUUGUAAAAGUUACAAGGUCAAGGGAUUCAAGGUUGAGCAAUUAAACAAACAUGAAGCUCUUCAACUCUUCAAAGACCAUGCCUUUUCGGGAAACAAACCUCAUGAUGAAGAUUAUUCUAAACUUGCAACUAAAUUCAUAGAUUUUGCCAAUGGCCUUCCACUAGCUCUAGAAAUAAUAGCUUGUGAUUUGUGUGGAAAAGCUAAAGAUGAAUGGGAAAGUGCAUUAGAUAUUUAUAACAAAAUCCCCAAUGAAGACAUUAAAAAAAUACUUAGAGUAAGUUACGAUGGAUUGCAUGAAACAGAGAAAGAUAUUUUUCUUGAUAUUGCAUGCUUCUUCAAAGGUUGGAACAAAGAUUAUGUUGUAAAGAUAUUAAAUGCUUGUGAAUUACGACCUGGCUUUGGUAUUCCGAGACUUGUUAAUAAGUGUCUCAUAACUGUUGACGGCUCUGGUAGAUUGUCAAUGCAUGACUUGAUACAACAAAUGGGUAAGGAAGUUGUUCGACAACAAGCACCAAAUAUUCUCAGAAAACGUAGCAGGUUAUGUUUUUAUAAGGAUUCACUUAAAGUACUAACUACAAAUAAGGGAUCAAAAAACAUUCGAGGCAUAAUGUUGCAUUCACGUCAACAAUUAGAGGUGCAACUACACACUGAAGCUUUCAGAAGGAUGGAAAAUCUCAAAUUUCUAAUAGUUGAGAAUGUACAUAUUCAUAAACCACUUGAAUUUCUUCCCAAAAAUUUAAUACUUCUUAAGUGGCCCCAAUAUCCUUUUCACUGGCCAUCAGAAUAUUUUGCUAAACAACUUGUUGCUGUUGAGAUGCCACAUAGUUGCAUUAGAUUGCCAAGGCUAUUCAUGCAGUGCCGGUUAGAAAAUUUGACAGACAUCGAUCUUCAAGGUUGUAAAUUUAUUACGAUUUUACCUAAAUUAUGGGUCCCAAAUUUAGAGAAUUUGAACCUCUCUUAUUGUGAAAACUUAGUUGAGAUUGAUGAAUGCUUUGGAUAUCUUGAAAAGCUUAGAAUAUGGUAUCUCAAUGGUUGCAUAAAACUUCAGUUUCUUCCAAGCCAACUCAGGUUGAAAUCUCUUUAUUCUUUUUAUCUUACUGGCUGCUCAAGGCUUGAGAAGCUCCCUCAUUUUCAUCAAGAAAUGGAAUGUUUAAAGGGUUUAUAUUUAAGUGGGAGUGGUAUUAGAGAGGUGCCUUCAUCAAUCGAGCAUCUCACUAAGCUUAAUACAUUAAUCCUUCAUAAUUGCAAAAACCUUCGGGAUCUUCCAGAUAGCAUUUAUAAAUUGCGAAGGCUUCGGGAAUUGUGGACUUCUACUACCAAAUUGAGACCGAUGUGCAAUUCUUUUGAUAGCUCUUCCGAGGGCUAUGAAUUAUAUCUUUUAACGAUGCCUAACUACUUCCCUGCAUUGGAAAUUUUAAGUCUAUCUUCAAACAAUAUUGUUACCAUCCCUGAAAGCAUUAGCAGAUUUCCCAAAUUAAAAUACCUUUCUAUUACGAAUUGCAAGCUUCUUCAUGAAAUUCAAGGACUUCCCCAAUCGAUAAGAGAGGUUCAUGCGAACAAUUGCAUGUUGUUGGAUACCCAAUCAGCAAGCAGGCUAUUAAAUCAGGUCUCCCUCUUUCUAAAUACCUUACGAGAUUUGCUAAAUGAAAACAUAUCUUGAAUUUUCUAAUUGCAUGCAGGUAAUAGAAAUGACUGGGAUUUUACCAAAUAGAGUAUGUGGCAGUGCAAGAAGCACCAAUUACUUCCCAUCUGAAACUGAAGAUGGAGACAUAUCAAUGGAUCGGCAGUUCUCCAAUCAUUUCCCAUCUGAAACUGAGGGCGUUGAAUAUGAAGAUCGGGACGUUUAUCGAAUUAUGAUUUUUUGGGGAACUAAGAUGCCAGAAUGGUUUAAUCAUCAAAGUGUUGAAAAUUCCAUAUUUUUCUGGGUUGGUCGCAAAUUUCCAAAAUUGGUUGUCUGUGUUGUUCUUGGACGAGAGGGCUUUUAUGGCUCUGUUGACAUUUCCAUCAAUAGUUAUAAAAAACGUGAAUAUGAGCAUAUUAGACACUCUGGAAAUAAUUGUAAUCUACAUUUAUUUUCUCCACCUCAACGGUCUCUACAGGAGCAUUUGAAUGAAUCAAAUCCAACUGACCAGAAUCAUGUUAAGGUUUCAUAUAGAAUCCAUUACCAGAAUCUUGUUGAUGUUACAUAUAGAAACGCGAAUGGUAUAAAAAGGUGGGGGGGGUCCACGUAGAAUGCACCUGUCCUUCUCAAGAAUUUGCUAUACCUAACUUGCCCCUUAUCACGGCUGGACAUGAUGAUGAAGUUGAUUACAACAAAUGAAUACAACUUAGCCUUGGUGGUUUUUGUUUGUUAACUUCAGUCUCUAUUCAUUGUCGUUUCUUUCUGUUUUCUUCUUGCAUUUGAUGACAAGGUAUGUUUCCCCUUUUGAUAAUACUGUUUCAUUUGUGUCUUUUACCCAACGGCAAAGGAUAUCAUAUCAACUUAUAAAUAUUUAUUGUGUUUCUGUAAAAACAAUUGGGAACUGAAUAAGUUUCUGAACUGAAUAAGUUUCUGUAAAAACAAUUGGCAAAGGAUGUCACAAUUGUGUCUUUUUUGGUUAAUGAAAUUGAUUGGGAUGGUUGCAGUUGAAGUCACUGGUAGGCCCUAGAUUUCCUUCUACCUUGGAUGUGAGCUCAGUCUUGUCUUCUUUUGUAUGAUUUUGUUUUUUUAUAUCUGAUUUGUCAAACUGAGAUGCAAAAUUUCUGCUCAGCUUACCAUGUGGCCUUAUUGUGGUGAGGAAAAAUCUUGCAAUUGUUUCCUGGUUUUAUUUAUUCGUUUAGACUUAAUUGGUUUCUUAAUUUAAAAUGGCUGUGCAUUUUAAUUUCGAAGAAAUGCACAUUUUUUCUUAUUUCUUAUUGUUGUUAUUUUUCCGAAGUAAUGAAAAAGUCUAAGAAAUGGGACACAAGAAAUGCAAAUUCUGGAACAGCUUUCAAGAUUAUCUUCUGUAUAAUCCUAACAAGUUAUGAGGCUGAUAUAAUACUGGCCAAAAUUGUGUGCAGUGACAUCUUCCUUAUGUGUAAUUCUAUAUUUUAAACAUCGUAAGCAUUAGAUAGUAUUUCAAUUAGGUAGUAUCACUGUCCUCUGCCAUUAUUUCUUCCGGUUCAACCUGAAUUACUUGAAUUUUACAACUAGUGAACAAAUCUAUCAAAGGCCCAUGUAAAUAUGAAAAUAAAAUUACAUUCAAUGCUUAACUGGACAAAUGAAUUAAAGUUAGAUUUUAUUCAAGUUCAUUAAAAUCCAACUCUUUUAUUCUUUAAGAACAAGCCACAUUGCUUUGGCCACGGACUGUUUGUAAUAUUGAUGCAAAAGGGACAUCUCCUGAGAUAGUUCUUCUAACUCCUAUAGAUAAAUUCAUAAUUCAUAAUUCACCAUUAUCACAUUGCUUUGGCCACGGUCUGUUUGUAAUAUUGAUGCAAGAGGGACAUCUCCUGAGAUAGUUCUAACUCCUAUAGAUAAUUCCUAAUUCAUAAUUCACCAUUAUCACAUUGCUUUGGCCACAUUCUGUUUGUAAUAUUGAUGCAAAAGGGACAUCUCCUGAGAUAGUUCUAACUCCUAUAGAUAAUUCAUAAUUCACCAUUAUCAUAUUGAUGCACAAGGGACAUAUUCUGAAAUAGAUACAACUCCCUUACAUAAUCCUGAACUAUCAUAAAUGAGAAAAAUGUAUAACCAAUUCCAUCAAAUAAUGGGAAAGAAAAUUAAAUAAUCCCAUGCAGGGUGAAGAGAUGUUCCCAUUUAUGCAGCAGCAACAGAGGCACUCUCACUCUCUGUACAUUGAAAUCGAACAAAUGUCAUCCUUCAUCAAAGAGGAAAUGAAAUAUAAUUUUGAAACAAGUAAAUACUCAAAAUUCUGAUAGCAAAUAUAACAAGUUUUUCAUAAUUUUUACUUGAAACAUUGGGGAAUCACUGUUAACAUCUUAGAAGAAACCACCCAGUGGAAGAUCAUAAUUCUCGGGGAAAAACAGCAACAAAAAUCAUAAUGACUAGUAGUAGGUAAUCCAUGUCAUAUAGGUACCAGAAAACUAAUAUAUGAUUCGUUCAAACCAUGCAUAUGACAAAGAGAAUUCCAUUGGCACUCCUUUAUGCUAAAUUCUGUGUCAAAAACUUCAGCUGUAAUAUCAAAAUUUCAUUGUAGUUUUAUUUUUUUAUUUCUAUAUUUUUGCACUGUA